CAGAAGAUGAGGUUGUGAAUAAAACAUUAUCAUCUGAGAAUGAAAGAUCAUCAAUAGGAAACAAUUUUAUUAUGGAUCUACACAUUGAACUUAUUCAGGCUCAGCACCGAUUAGCAGUUAAACUACUUAUUGCAACUCAAGACACUCAAAGUGGUGACAAAAGUCCAAAAGCCAAGGGUCUUGCAAGGAAUGUAAACAAGUUAAAAUGUCUAACAGAAUUGGAGAUAAUGGAGAAAAUAAAAAAGAAUAAAUUAUCCAGAGCUCUCUAUUUGAUGCAGAAAGCUACAUUGAUGCUUCCAGAAAUAUUAGAUUGUUAUUCUGCAAAUCAGCUUCUGGAGGAAGCAUUUAUUCUAAUUCAGAAAACUGAAAUUGAACAAAAUACAUUGAAUGCCACUUUAUUAAAUCAUACAAAUAGCACGAAAAGCAAAGUUCCACCACCUCCAAUACUUCUUUUUAGGACAAAUUGUUCCAUGGCAUUUAAGCCAGCACCAUUUGCUUCAGAUGUGAAGGUUUUUUGGUACAGCAUUUUUGGGUGUGUAGCAGAAGGAAGCAAUCCAAAAGCUCGGUUAAAUAAUUACAGUCUGAAGAACACAGCAGAAGCGAUACCAGCUGAUGAAACUUGUGUCUUGGAAGUACAAGGCUUAGAGGCCAAUCAAAAUUAUGUAUUUGCAGUUGCAGCCUAUGACUCAAAUGGAAAAAUUAUUGGUGAUAGCAUUGGAGAAACAACUAAACCAAUUCUUGCCUAUCCUCCUCUAUCUAUUGCUAUUGUCCGAACAUACCUGAUUCAGUCUGCUUUUCAGAUUGAAAACUAUGCAUUAUGCAAAAAAGCAUUUCAACCACUCUGGGAUUAUUUUGUCACAGUGCCUUGUACUCCUGUUACUGAUGUCACUAUAGUUUCUGUAAGCAACACUUUGUCUGUACCGCAGAACAGGCUAAAUUUGGAAGCUCUGCCACAGACAUCUCCAAACCUCUUAUAUAUGUUUCUGAGAAGUAUUUUUAUCAUCAGUGACAUUAAUGUCAAUGAAGGAGGUCUCUUCUGUGAUUCUAUUUGUUUCAAUGAACUUAAGUAUAAAAGACAAGUUGCUAGAAUAGAUGAAUGUGGGCGAAUGCUGGUGGCAGUUGAACUUAGUAACUGGCUAAAUGAUGUUCACUAUGCCCUGCAGUCAGUUGUUAAUUGUUAUGGCCUUGUAGCUCCCCUGAUCUAUCACAAGAUUCCCUCCAAACCUGUCAUUCAGAUCAUUAUUAAGUAUCUCAUCGUUCUUCAAGAAAUUCCAAUGAUUAUAUUCCAAAGAAAACCAGCAUCAUGCUUUGAUAGUAUUCAGCACAUGAUAGCUUGUUCUUGCUUUUUCACAGCAAAGAUAUUGCGCUUAUGGAAAGAAUAUGAAUUAGCAAUAAUUAUUAUCAACUAUGGGAAAAGGUUGUUGGAUUGCUCACAAGCACCAUCUCAAGUGACUAUAACUGGAGAAGGAGCAGAUGAAAUAAUAGAAGAAGAGAUUCCCCCUAAAAGGCACAGAGCGGUUACAUUUGGAAAAGUAAAUGAGAAUUUAGAGGUUCUGGAAAACAUGCUUCUGAAACUGAUAAAAGCAGGACAAGAGCUUACAGGAGAAGAAGAUCCUUUAUUCUUGUAUCCUAUAGUUUCAAAUUGGCAAGCAAAGACUGCUUAUAAGGAAGUACUGAAAUUUAAGAAGAACUCUCGUUUCCUUGAAUAUUUUGUCAUGCUUAUAGUGAAAGCACUAAAUGAAGAAAAAUGGAUGCGAAUAAUGGAGUGGUCUGAUGAUGUUCAAGAGUAUCUUAAAAAGCGGAAUAGAUUCCUUCUUGGUAUUAAACAAGUUCCAAAAAAGAGGAAGAAGAUUCGUUCAUCUGCAGAUACAAAGAAGACCACAACACAAGAUUUUUCAAAGGUUACAGAAUUAUCAACACCAAAGAAGAGAGGUUCCAAGAAGAAAGGUCUGCCUAAACAAUCGAUUAAAACACCUGGUGGGAAAAGGAAACAAAUAGAAGAAAAAAGGAAAAUUGCUUUUGAAAUCCUGAUAAUUAAGCUAAAUAUAUGUUCUGAUAUCUACAUAAGACGAAGAAGAUAUCGUCGGCUAUAUAAUGAAGAAAUGCCAUGGCGAGCUCAGCUUAAUAUUUACCUGGCAAUUGUUCACUUUAAUUUGUUAAAAAAACGGACACAGGAGCUCCUUACUAUUGAAAAUUUUAUACAAAGUCCAGACAGUUAUAAUGAUCUGAACCCUGAAAUAUUCUCAUUAAGCAAUUCAGGCACAAUCAUGAUAGUGCCAGAGGAAGAAAUCAUAGAUUUUAAACAUCUGUCUUUUAAAAGAACGUUUUCAGGAAAAGUCAGUCGAAAACCUGACACCCCUGAUUUUACUUCCCCUGCCUUCGACAAUGGGCUUUCAUUGCCUGCUUCUAGCCCUACAUUACAAAGCAUUUCUUCAGGCACUGUUUCCAGCUCAAGCAUACUUGACCACAAUAAUUGUCUCUCCCCUGAAAUUGAUGUCAUGAGUGAAUCCACUGAACUGACCCAACUCUCAACUUCAGGCCAAGAUUCAGAACCCAUUUCUCCUGAUCGUAGUUCUAAAUUGAGUGAUAGAGACACUCCUCGGCCACUUCAAGGUUAUAGUUCUCUUAAGGAACGUGAAAAAACAACUUGUUAUUCUGCUGUGCUGGAACAUUUCACGAAAAUAUUCCUAUAUUUUAGAAGAGCUGUGGUUCUUGCCCAUCGGGGUCGCCACUGGACAUUGCUUCAGAAUGCCUGCCGAGAGCUUUGGAACUAUACUAGGGAAAUACAAAUGAUUAUUAAGCAUUCAGGAUCUUUUCAAGCACCAUUUCCUAUUAACAAGGAGAUUUUUCUUAAGACCAUUUGGUUUCCAUACUUUAUGGCAUCAGAUGUAUUGCUUGAUAUGAUAGCUGAGCUUCAAGAUAACAAUUAUGUUAAGAUUAUUGAGCCCAAGGGAAAUUUUGGUGUUCCAAGCUGCAUAGGAGGCAUUACUAUUGAUGAAGGUGGUUCCAACCUUUCUUUUGAACAUCCCCUUGACGAUGUGAACAUUAUAGAUUUCCAUGGAAUACGCCACUUCAUUCUGCAAACUCUUGAGUUUCUGUUUCGUUUGAAGAAAUGGGAAUCACUAGUUUACAUAGCUAUGCAGUUUAACACAAUUACACAUGAGAGAUAUACGGAGCAAAUAACUCCUGUGUUGGUAUUUGCCCAGAGACAGCUACAGGAAAAAAAACAACUCCGUGAAUCAGAUAAUGCACAGUCUUGCUUAGAACAAUUAAUCAUUAAUACUGGAGACAAGGUAUGCUGCAGAACCUUUGUUGCAAAAAACCUGUAUGCUGCUACAAAUUGGAAAGGACCAACUGUUGAACAUUUUGAUCAUUUAGGUAUCAGUCAAACAAGAUCAUUAUUUUCUGUUCCUCUGGAUGUGAUGGAUACGCUAAAAUGUUUUAGAGAAACACUGGAAAAAUCAAAGAACCACAGUAGAGCCCUUAAAUACAGCAGGAAAUUGCUUUCUUUAUUUCUUGCUCAUGUGCGAGACUCUUCUGGAAGAUUAAAUACAGAAAUAUAUGCAAACCAGAAGAUUUCACAUGGAAAAGUAGCAUUUGCUAUGGGAGCUGAGUUGACGUAUGAACCAGAACCACCUGAUCUUUCAGAAGAAAGUUUUACUUGCCUCAGCAUGAUUGAGAGCAACUCCAUUCCCCUGUCAAAAGUCCCAGUAGUGAUCUCUUCAUAUGAACAAACAAUUGAAACUCUUCAAAGAAACAAUCAGCAUGGUCUCAUAGUCCAGGCUUUUCAUGAACUUGGAAAUCUGCACUUUUUCACAGGAAGCAAAAGAAUUGCUUUCAAAUGCUGGUGUCAGGGCCUUGAUGCAGCUCUCAAAAUGGAUAAUGCACUUCAUCAGUGGCAAGAAUUAGAUGACUCAUCAGAGAAAACUAUUGGUAACUUGUCAAAAACAUCUCAAGUUUACUCUGAGAAAUUUAUUUCUCGGGCUGGAAUUUGGGGUUGCCUACAAGGAGCCAAUUUAGCAGCUAAAAUAGCUCAGCAUUCAUUACAGUAUAAUAUUAAGCUAAGAACCAAAACCUGCAUUUUAUCUGCUAUCCUCUUCAAGUCUUUGUUUAGAGCCUCACUACCACAUCCUAAAGCUGAUUGUGACUUUGCACAAUACGAAACAGACAUAUUAAUUCCUGGCAUUGAUUUAUUUGUUGAUUACUAUAGAGCUGAUAUUGCAACAGUUAUUGCAAAUCUCACAUUUGUUCUGCAUGAAUUGCAUUGCAGAAGGCAAAAUCUAAUAAUUUUGCCAUUGUUCACAUUAUAUCAGUACUUUGUGUCAGAAAUUUGCCGGAAUGAAAUUAAGUGUUUUGAAGGAAGAAUUUUAAAGAUGAAAGUCCUUACAGAUUUGGGAUUUUUCUCUGAUGCCUUUCAUGAACUCUGUAUUAUUAAUCGUGGUGAUAAAAUUCCUUGGAGAUUGCCUUCCGUAUACAAACGUACUAUAAAAGUUUGGAUCUGUCCAUCUUUUGAUUCAUCACAAAGCCUCUUGACAAGUGGAAAUAUGCAGGUAUUGGAAGACGUAUUUAACAGGCCUAUAAAUUCAACAUGGACUGCAGCAUGCGAAUCAAAAAUCAUGGAUAAUUUUAUAUUAGCUAAAAUGCAUUUUAUUAUUAGUUUAUCUGCAACAUUAUAUUGUAUUCCUGAAAAAGUAAUGAGGACAGCAUAUUCUACUGACUCUGAUACUUUAAGAAAGUCAGGAAGAAAUACUGAAGCAAUCAUGAAAGGUUAUGUAUUACCUCCAUCAUAUACAAGUGGAAAACGAGAAUCUGUCUUGAUUGUAGAACUUGAAAGGAACAAAGACAUGUUAAAUACUUCUAUUCUGAAGGGAAUUUUAUUGGGAGAAGCUGAAGAAAGGAUUAAUCUAAUUCUUGAAACCAUACAAAAUAAGUAUGGUGCACUGAUAUAUAAGUGUUCAGCUGUAGAACUGGAAAUUGUCAUUGAAGCUAAACUUCAGCUUGCAGCUAUUGCUCAACAGAGACUUCAAACAGCUUUCAGUGCUGCACUGGUUUUUUCUGCAAUAAAACUACUCCAAGAUGCAGAGGUUUUCACAGAUACAUCUAAUUCUCAAAAAGAUGCAGAGAAAACAGAUAAGGGAUAUGAUGGAAGGAUUUCUGCUGAGGAUUCCAAUCUUAUUCACAAUGUAACAGCACGAGAACAUUUGAAUAUACACAUAUGGCUAAAAUGUCGUUUGGCAUUAGUGAUUGCAAUUACAGCACAGGCAAGAGGCAUUGAAAUAAUGAAAGAAAAUGAAUUAACAGAGUGUUCUAGUCUGAUUAAUGAAGUAAAAAUGGAAGCGGAAGCAUUCAAUGAUAUUGAGACUCUUGCUGAAAUUACCAUGCAAGCCGUUAUACUUGGACUUCAAGAAAGACUACCAGUGGCUGAUAUUAAGCUUCAUUUACAGAAUGUAAUCAAAUUGCUUGAAGAAACGACACUGAUUUCUCCACCAGCUAAUUUAAUAUUAGUAGAGAGUAUGCUUCUACUAGCUGAUAUAAUGAGAACAGAAACAGAAGAUGGUUCAGAAUCAUGUAAAACGGACCAGUUGAAUGUAUUAGUUCAGGCACAUGAACUAGUAAUUAAACAGCUGUUUAUUUUGGGGCAAUCACUUGAACAACAUGGACAAGAUCCUACUUUAACAACUAUAAAAAUGCCUAUGAUGAACAUAUACCUGCCACACAUCGCACUACUGGCAAAAAUCAAAAUGAGAAUUGGGCAUACCUUAACUUUAGAAUUAUUAUGUAAAUCCAAACCACAAAGUGAGUUGCAGUGGUUAAAAGCCCUACAAUACACAGAAACAGCACUAAAUCUUUGCAUAGCAUCAGUAAAAGAAGAUUUAGAGCUAGAAGCAGAACUUCUUUUUCGAAAAGGAAGAAUAGAACGACAACUUGAUUCAUUAGGUCUUAAUAAAUCAGAAUUAGCUGUUGACAGCUUGUUGGAUGCCAUAACUUUAAGCCUGCUGAGUUACCAGCACUAUGGAUUAAUAAGAAGAUCAUAUAUGGAGAUAGCGCUGCUUUAUUUUUAUUUAUGUACAAACAAGGAAGAGUCUCCGACGUCAGGUACUGUGAAAGGAAGAACAUUUAAGCAGAAGUUUAAUAACAGACUUUCAGCUACUUCUGGGGAAAUUACUCUUCCUGAAAUGUACAGAGUACAAGCCUGGAUUGCUGUAAGAAGUGCUGCACAGGUCAGUGAAGCAAUUCUGACUUGUCAGCAGUUAACUGGAAGAAAGGCUAUUAAAUUGUAUCACAUGAGACAAAGACUGCAACAAAGUAUGCCUGAAUUUGCUCUUCUGGAUCUCAGUUCUUCUUACAAAGAUUUUUUGUCUGGAAAAUACGAAGUUACUUAUAAAAUUCCCGUGGUGUGUUCUGUACCAGAGACAAAAUCAGACUGUGACGGAGUUGAAAGAGUCGCUUCUAAAGAAAACCAGGGCAAACUGGGAAUACCUUGGCUUCAUGUACUACGCUACCAUACGUACUUAACCAGUUUUUUGAACCAGAGUCCAUUGGCUGCUGUCCCAAAAGCAGGAAAAGGCUUAUUUGUUAAAGAAGAUGUGCUUUUUACCUCGGUGCUUGACACAACAAUUGCUCUGCGCUUGGCAAAACUUCAUUAUUUUUUUAAAAGCCAUUUGCCCAUUUAUUCUGGCUGCUGUCUUCAAGAACCUCCGAAACAACUGUAUAUCAUGGAGAAAUCUUCCCUUAGCAUGACUACAAUUGGAAAGGGAACUCUAGGAUCAUGUGGACUUUCCCAAAGAACACCAUCUAUGAAAACGAUUUCCAAUACUUUUAGUUUUGAGGUAGACAUGCAUUCAGAAAACAAAGCAACCUGUACUCCAAUGAAGGAACUUUGCGUACAGUGGUACCUUCCCUCUUUGGUAAAAUCAUCAAAUGAAGAAGAGACUAUGGUUUUGUUCAUUUUUGCUUAUAAUGUAAAACCUGUCAGAAUUAUCAACAUCAAUUCCUUCAAUCCAGCCAACAUAUACUGUGGUUAUUUAUGGAUCCCACUGAACAGAGUUAUUGCUGUACGUGAAAAAUUGGCUGAUUUGAAGCAACAAGUUGAAAUGUUAAUACAGUCACAGAUGACUGAACAGAUUGAAAUACAGAAAAGUUUACCUUCUAAAGGACUUGGAACUCAUACAGGAAAAGUGCUAUUGGAUGAAAACACAAAGCAAAUGGUUAAAGUGUGCUUUUCUGAAAUAAAAGCCUUGUUGUCUAUCACCACGGAUCAUUCUGCACCGCUUACAGAGAUCCCAUUUGAGAUCACUCUACCAUCAAUAAAAAAUUUAAGCAAAUUGUUUGAUCCCGCAAAUGGAUGUGUAAUAAUGGCAGGAAAUGUUUUCAACUGGAUAGUAUCUCUGCUUCCUUGAAUGGUUUUUCAGGAGUAAAACUGACGUUUCAUUUAAUGAUCGAUUUGACAGCUUUUUGGAUCAAUAGUCCAUCACUGAAACAACUGGAACUCUGUUACUUGAAGCCUAGAACUGAUUCAUAAAAAUCUUUAGAUUUAUAAAAUAUUUUAAGCAGUAAUAAUUUAAAUAAUUAACACAUUCAGUUGAUUUUUGAAAUUUUUGUUGCUCUUGGUUUAGGAACAUUAUUUUGGGUGCUUCACUUUAUAUAUCUUGGUUCAAUAUGGUUUCAGUUUCAUUGUUUUCUUCAAAAAUAAUAAAAAUAAAGUCAGUUACACAGUUCUUUUGAUUGCAUUGUUAAAUGAAAACCAUUCCAUUUAAUUGUAUGAAAUAUUUUUCUAUUUGCCUUAACUGUUUAAAAGUAAUUAUUUGGCACCAGAUAUGAUAUUCUUCCAUCAAAUUCUAGUAGCAGUCAGUAUGUUGCAGCUUUUCAUUGAAUGUUUUAUUUGUAUUUCUCGAUAUAUUUGUAUAUUGUUAGAACUAGGAUGUUAAAAUACUGUAGAAGUGACACCUGCUUAAUCUUGUCUACGGAGUUUUUGUUACUUUUGAUAAUAUUUAUUUUGCAAGUUAGAAAUACAAACAUUAUCUCCAUUCUUUUCUCUUAGCUGCUGUAAACAGCGAGAUAUUUGCCUUUACAUUUGCAUCUUCAGACUACAAGAAGAAAGGAAUAAAACCACAUUUCUAUUAAUGCACUUGGCAUAGGUGUAAAUAACAAAUAAUUAAAAAACUGAAAAUACUACAUUAACAUCUAUAUAUCAACUUAGUUUUCAAAGAUUCAGUAAGAAGCAGAGAAUACUGCACUACUCUCCUGAUUAAAAAAGAUGCCUAAAA
This is a messenger RNA of Thamnophis sirtalis, 8267 nucleotides long. The record is from RefSeq and is a predicted model, not a curated record. Lineage: Eukaryota; Metazoa; Chordata; Lepidosauria; Squamata; Natricidae.